AUGGAGGCGGAGGCGCGGGGGGGAACGUGGGACCUGUCUACGCACGCCUCGACACACGACUCGACCCUAUGGGAAGAAGAAGGCAUUUCCUUCCCGCUCUCUCAGCCAGAGCCUACACGUCGGCAUAUUCCGUCCUCCUCCGCCUCGAUUCAGCGCCGCCGGCGGUCGGCAGCCUGCUGUUCGGCUCCCUACAUCGCAACUGGUAAUCAGUGUGGGCUACGCCGUUCUCGGUGUGAUGAGGUGGGCACAGCGUCCCGGCGGAGGCAGUCUCCUCUUCACGAAGUUGCAUCUUGCUGGUCAGUGCAGUCGUGGGCAAGUGCUGCGUGCAAAGAUGAAUGCCCCUCAAAAGAGGAAGCGGAGCAGGCGGCGCGUGACCUGACGGAGGCCGCCAUUGCUUCUGCCAGCGCCUUUGCUGCUGAUGCACGCGCUGUCGAUCCGGCGUCCUACGUAGGCAAGCCUACGGCCUUCCUCUACAGGGGCCACACAGCCCAAAUCGCCACAUCCACCGCCGGCAUGUACGGCGAAAUGAUUGAGAGCUUCAUCAAACAGGUGGUGGCUUAUGCCAAGCAGUACGGUGCCGACCGGUUCAGUGUCUUCUGUGAUCUUGGCAGCGGACGGGGGGCCCCUAGCGCGAUAGCUGCUUACGAACACGACUGGCUUGCUUGUCUGGGGAUAGAAAAAUGCCCACAAGCGUUUGGGUUAUCGCUGGAGACGCAUCGGUGCCUGCUUCUGCGGGAAGCGUCAGCGCGUCUGCGGAAUCGGGACCUUGAUCCAGGAGUCAUGGCCUCGGUAGCGAUGAGUGUUGGGGUGCAGGAGACAGAUGCUGAGACAGAGGCGAAGACUGGGCUGGACAGAGACAUUCAGGAAUUGUUUCAAGCCAGACCUAUGCGUGCUGUGGCCUUUGCCCACGAUGACCUAUCGGCAUUCCUUGACCUAGAAGGCGUUACGCACGCCUACUCCUUCGACGCUGCCAUGGAGGGGCCUUUGAUCAACUUUAUUACCCACAUGUUCAUGCAAACAGAUACUUGGUGGUUUUACCUCUCCUUUAGGAACGACUUGAUUUCUCGAUUUGAUUUGAAAGGAGCGGAGAUAAAGCACCAAAUCAGCAGCAACAUGUGGGUUUCCUCUGAGGGGCGAACUGCAUACGUGUACGUAAAGAAAGACUGGAGGGAACGACAACAGCGGCACCGGAGAUGGCUGCGAGACCAGAUCCUGGCUCCGCAGAUGCAGCAGCAGGAGAAGCAGCAGCAGCUGCUGCGGCAUGUGCGCAUGCAACAGCAGCUUGUUCUGCUCCAGCUGCAACGUCAAGACGCACAGGUUUCCGUAGAUCCGGCAAAAGCUGCUGUCGCUGCCGCGGACCUUGCGCAGAGGACUCCCCGAAGCAGCAGACGAAAUUCAGUUGGGACUCCAGGCCGCCGCAGCUCCAGCAGGAAGCGCUACAGUGCUGCGGCAGAUUCCCUGCAGCAGCAGCACCAGCAGCAACAGAACAUGGUGCUAUUUCACCUAGCAGCGCGACGGCAGCAGCUGCAGGUCCUAGAACGCCUUGGGCCUGAACAAUCGACCUGUAGGAGGAUUUGGGAGGGGCAGCAGCAAUCUCACCUGCAGAGGGGACCGCAAAAGGAACCGCACUCGCAGCAACAUGCGGAUAAUGGGGCUGUGGAUGAAGACGGGGCGCUUCUGGAGCAGAUACGUGCAUUCCGCACCACCCAUUUGCAGCUUUCCAAGUGGCAUCAACCUCUGACUGUGCGCAGUCUGCUACUGGCUGCUUUGUUGCCAUUUGAGGGGCAGAACCAGUGGCUGCAGCUGCAGCAGCAGCUAUUGCAGCCUGCAUCUGGUGUAUUGACAAGGGCGCAACGGCUGCAACUGUUGGGCUACGACGAAGCCGAACGGAAAGAGGAGGAACUGUCAAGAGACAAAUGGCUGGAGCAGCUGGCGGCAGUGCCCAGCCCUGAAGACGCAAACGCUCUAAGAAUAGACAUUUACACGAGACUCAAAGAACAGCGGAAACAAGAUCGGUCCCUCUUCACCUUCUUGCCCCCCGAAAAAGAUGCCAGUGCAGCUUUCAGCGGGGAUGGGGCGCUUCCAGACGGGGCCUCUCUUCGCCUGGGAUUCCGUCACAGCUUGAAAGAGUUGCAAGAAAGGCAAUCGCCGUUGCGCUCCCCGCGAUGCCGCGGCUCCCGAACGCCCACAGUCUCUAGGGAGCAGUCUCCUGUCCGUCGGUCUCGCGUGUGGGACGACGUUGCAGAGUCAGGAGAUGUUUUGCCUCACCCGAACAGGUUGCCUAGGCGUACCAGCCGCACUCCACCCCGGCAAUCCGCCAGGCGACGACCCAGCAGUCAGUCUUUUUCGCCUGUAGCUUCCCGCAGGCGCGCUUCAGGUUUCGCUGCUGCGGCUGCUGCUCUGAGUGCUGCUGAUGCAGCAGCAGCAGCAACGCCGACCCGCCCUAAAGGGGCAGCGUUGGCAGCUGUCGGUACACCGAAUAGUUGGCGGGCAGUUCAACGGGUAGAGAAAGAGUUCGAAGGUCUCGUCUUCGGGGGACCAGAAGACGCCUUCAGCAGCGGCUCGUCCCGCUUGACGAUGUCACAAGAUAUGUCCUAA
Molecule: messenger RNA, 2598 nt
Organism: Eimeria maxima
Lineage: Eukaryota; Apicomplexa; Conoidasida; Eucoccidiorida; Eimeriidae
Exons: 8
Coding region: 1-2598 (865 amino acids)
Source: RefSeq, a predicted model, not a curated record